GUACGCUCCCGUAUUUCCAGAUACAGUUAUGGAUACUUCUUAGACAAGCCGUUCCAUGAGGGGACCCAUCAUUUCGAGGACAGGUUCCAUGAUAUCACGAACAAUUGUACCAUGGCCAAAGACCAGAUAGAAUGGGUCUUAAAACGGGGAGAUAUUAUUGAAACGCAAGGCAAAAUGGUGUUGCAAUAUUACCGACGCUUUAAUAUUCAGAUCCGAGGAGUCCAAACUAUCUACGAGACAAUCUACCAAUCAAGAAAUGCCCAACCUUCGGCUAGAAUGGUAGACCUCUUGAAGGAGGAAGAUUUCGAGAUAGCGAAACAAGUUAUGAUACAAACGCCAUGCGCAGUUGAGCAUCUACCUAGGGUCAAGGAGGGAGGGGUAGACUGGUUCCUCUUCGUUUAUGGCCUUGAGGUCGAAGUGGUUGGUGCAUCGGUUUUGUUCUCUGCUAGGUAACUUGUGUUUUCUUGAGCUCUCGAUAGUAAUGC
This is a messenger RNA of Daldinia loculata, 485 nucleotides long. RefSeq lists its product as uncharacterized. The transcript has 2 exons. The record is from RefSeq and is a predicted model, not a curated record. NCBI's taxonomy places the organism in Eukaryota, Fungi, Ascomycota, Sordariomycetes, Xylariales, Hypoxylaceae. The annotation marks the transcript as partial.